Molecule: messenger RNA, 1019 nt
Organism: Dipodomys spectabilis (banner-tailed kangaroo rat)
Lineage: Eukaryota; Metazoa; Chordata; Mammalia; Rodentia; Heteromyidae
Gene: Ube2s
Product: ubiquitin conjugating enzyme E2 S
Exons: 4
Coding region: 193-864 (223 amino acids)
Source: RefSeq, a predicted model, not a curated record
CACGGGGUGGGCGGAGUCGUGUCGCGGUGCGGUACGCGGCGGGCGGGCGGGCGUCGGAGGCUGAGGGAACCCGAGCGGGUCCGUGUGGGCCGCAGCGGCCGCGGUUGGGCUCCUCCCCGUCCCUGCCCUAAGCGGCCGCCCGGAGAGCUCAGAAAGGGGGCCGGGGGGAGCCGCCCCCGGCCGGCCGCAGUCAUGAACUCCAAUGUCGAGAACCUGCCUCCCCACAUCAUCCGCCUGGUGUACAAGGAGGUGACCACCCUGACCGCAGAUCCGCCGGAUGGCAUCAAGGUCUUUCCCAACGAGGAGGACCUCACUGACCUGCAGGUCACCAUCGAGGGCCCUGAGGGGACCCCAUACGCUGGAGGUCUGUUCCGCAUGAAGCUCCUACUGGGGAAGGAUUUUCCUGCCUCCCCACCUAAGGGCUACUUCCUGACUAAGAUCUUCCACCCAAAUGUGGGUGCCAAUGGUGAAAUCUGUGUCAAUGUGCUCAAGAGGGACUGGACUGCUGAGCUGGGCAUCCGACACGUGCUGCUGACCAUCAAGUGCCUGCUGAUCCACCCUAACCCCGAGUCUGCACUCAAUGAGGAGGCUGGCCGCCUGCUUUUGGAAAACUACGAGGAGUAUGCUGCCCGGGCCCGUUUGCUCACAGAAAUCCAUGGUGGUGCAGGUGGGCACAGCAGUGGGAGGCCUGAUGCUAACCGGGCCCUGGCCAGUGCCUCUGCAGCCUCUUCCACUGACACCAUGGUCCCUGGGGCCCUUGGAGGGGCUGAGGGGCCCAUGGCUAAGAAGCAUGCAGGCGAGAGAGACAAGAAGCUGGCCGCCAAGAAAAAGACGGACAAGAAGCGGGCACUAAGGAGGCUGUAGUGGGCUCUUCCCACCCCUGAUCCAACUCUUCCCCAUCUGUUCCUUCUCUCCCACUCUGUCUCUAAGUUAUUUAAAUUAUGGCUGGGCUGGGGGAGGGUUGGGAGGGCACUGGGACCUGGAUUUGUUUUUCUAAAUAAAGUUGGAAAAGCAAUUUC